This is a messenger RNA of Scophthalmus maximus (turbot), 10401 nucleotides long. RefSeq names its product calcium channel, voltage-dependent, N type, alpha 1B subunit, b (gene cacna1bb). The record is from RefSeq and is a predicted model, not a curated record. NCBI's taxonomy places the organism in Eukaryota, Metazoa, Chordata, Actinopteri, Pleuronectiformes, Scophthalmidae. Gene Ontology annotation, cellular component: voltage-gated calcium channel complex; neuronal cell body; membrane. The coding region runs from base 82 to 7773 and encodes 2563 amino acids. Gene Ontology annotation, biological process: calcium ion import across plasma membrane; chemical synaptic transmission. The transcript is spliced from 54 exons. Gene Ontology annotation, molecular function: high voltage-gated calcium channel activity.
CAGGGAGUCCUCCUGCUGCGGGCAGUCAAACGUGACCUGUUUGAGGGCCCAAGAGUGCCAACGGACCCCUGGAGAGCGGCUAUGAAGAGAGCGGUUCCUCACAACUCCAGAUGGGCAGAGACGCGAUCCAGAGUGGUUUACGCGGUGUGCUCAGCCACCUUCGCCUCCUGGAGGCUGCUCACCCUGGGGGCGGGGUACGAGGACACCUGGGCAAAGUCGCCUGACAGGAAGCCCCGCACCGGGCAGCGGGCUGAGGAGAAGGGGGAGGAGGCCGAAGACCAGGAGGAAGGAGAGCCAUCGUGGAGAUCCGCUGACUCCAACGCCGGACACAAGUAUGACACAGUUGUUCACCUGGACGGAGGACGGAGAGGUGGAGUCCAUCAGCUCGUCUGGAAGCACGACACCCUCCACAGCAUCCCAUGGCCCCACAGAAUGGCUCGCUUCGCCGAGGACCUGCCCAGUCGCUAUGGAGCAGGAGGAGGCGCGGGCGGCGGCGGAGGAGGAGGAGGAGGAGGAGGCAGAGGUGGACCGGGCGCCGGGAGAGGGGGAGCCCGGGGCGGCGGCGUCGGCGGCGUCGGCGGCGCUCCGGGCGGCCAGAGGAUGUACAAGCAGUCGAUGGCCCAGCGAGCCCGGACGAUGGCCAUUUACAACCCGAACCCCGUCAAACAGAACUGCUUCACCGUCAACCGCUCGCUCUUCAUCUUCCGCGAGGACAACCUCAUCAGGAAGUACGCGAAGAGGAUAACCGAGUGGCCUCCGUUUGAAUACAUGAUCCUGGCCACGAUCAUCGCCAACUGCAUCGUCCUGGCCCUGGAGCAGCAUCUCCCCGCCAGCGACAAGACGCCCAUGUCGGAACGCCUGGAUGACACAGAGCCCUACUUUAUUGGAAUAUUCUGUUUCGAGGCCGCCAUUAAGAUCAUCGCCCUGGGCUUCGCCUUCCACAAAGGCUCCUACCUCCGCAAUGGCUGGAAUGUAAUGGACUUUGUGGUCGUCCUCACGGGAAUCUUGGCCACGGUGGGUUCAGACUUUGACCUGAGGACGCUGCGGGCGGUCCGCGUGCUGAGACCCCUGAAACUUGUGUCGGGAAUCCCCAGUCUCCAGGUGGUGUUGAAGUCCAUCAUGAAAGCCAUGGUUCCCCUGCUGCAGAUCGGCCUGCUGCUCUUCUUCGCCAUCGUCAUGUUCGCCAUCAUCGGGGUGGAGUUCUACAUGGGCAAGUUCCACACCACCUGCUUCAGGAUCGACACGGGUGAGAAAGCAGCCGGCAACUGGCCUUGCGGUCUGGAGCCGCCGGCCAGGACGUGUCCCAACGGGACCCAGUGCAGGGAGUACUGGACCGGACCCAACUUCGGCAUCACCAACUUCGACAACAUCCUGUUUGCGGUGCUCACCGUGUUCCAGUGCAUCACCAUGGAGGGCUGGGUGGAAAUCCUCUACAGCACCAACGACGUGGCAGGAAACACCUGGAACUGGCUCUACUUCAUCCCCCUCAUCAUCAUCGGGUCCUUCUUCAUGCUCAACCUGGUGCUCGGUGUCCUAUCAGGAGAAUUUGCCAAAGAGAGAGAGCGCGUGGAGAAGAGGCAGGAGUUCCUGAAGCUCCGGCGGCAGCAGCAGAUCGAGAGAGAGCUCACCGGGUACCUGGAGUGGAUCUGCAAAGCGGAGGAGGUGUUGCUGGAGGAGGAGGAUGAGAUCGCAGAGGAGAAGUCCCCGCUGGACGGUGCGUGGUACAAGAGGAAACAGAACCUGCCAGUUCUGAAACGAGGCAAAGUCAAGAAAGGUAAAAACGACCUGAUCGGCGCCGAGGAGGGGGAGGAUCCGUUCGCCGACAUCUCCUCCGUCGCGCCCCCCGGCUCUCCGUUCGGCCGAGCCAGCGUGAAAAGCGGCGGCGGCGGCGGCAAGAUGGACAGCUCGUCGUACUUCCGCCGCAAGGAGAAGAGGACCCGCUUCUUCAUCCGACGCAUGGUGAAGGCCCAGAGCUUCUACUGGAUCGUCCUGUGUCUGGUGGGACUCAACACGCUGUGCGUGGCCAUCGUCCACUACGACCAGCCCGACUGGCUCACGAGGGCCCUCUACACGGCAGAGAUCGUGUUCCUGGGCCUGUUCCUGACGGAGAUGAGCAUGAAGAUGUACGGCCUCGGAGUGCGGAAUUAUUUCCAUUCGUCCUUUAACUGCUUCGAUUUUGGGGUGAUCGUGGGGAGCAUCUUCGAGGUGAUCUGGGACAUGAUCAAACCGGGGGCGUCGUUCGGGAUCAGCGUGCUGAGAGCGCUGCGGCUGCUCCGGAUAUUCAAAGUCACCAAAUACUGGAACUCGCUGAGGAACCUGGUGGUCUCCCUCCUGAAUUCGAUGAAGUCCAUCAUCAGCCUGCUCUUCCUCCUCUUCCUCUUCAUCGUGGUCUUCGCCCUGCUGGGCAUGCAGCUCUUUGGAGGACAGUUUAACUUUGAAGAAGAGACGCCGACAACCAACUUUGAUACCUUCCCAGCAGCCAUCCUCACUGUGUUCCAGAUUCUGACCGGCGAGGACUGGAACGCCGUGAUGUACCACGGGAUCGAGUCUCAGGGAGGCGUCCGCCGCGGCAUGUUCUCCUCCGUCUACUUCAUCGUCCUCACGCUCUUCGGAAACUACACUCUCCUGAAUGUCUUCUUGGCCAUCGCCGUCGAUAACCUGGCCAACGCACAGGAGCUGACGAAGGACGAAGAGGAGCAGGAGGAGGCGGCCAACAAGAAGCUGGCCCUGCAGAAGGCGCUGGAGGUGAAGGAGGUCAGCCCCAUAUCGGCGGCCAACAUCUCCAUCGCCGCUUUUGUAAAGCAAAAUCGAGAGGCUCUCUCUCGCAGGUCGUCCAUCAACAGCAUUCAGUCACCGAGUUUUACUGUCUUCUCCUCCCCCGCCCGGCGAAUCUUGAGUAAGGAGCAGCAGCGGUCGAUGAAGAGCAUGUCGGUGUGGGAGCAGAGGACCAACCAGCUGAGGAAACACACCCUGAGGGCGAGCAGCGAGGCGCUGUUCAACGAGCUGGACCCCGAGGAGCGCCUGCGCGUGUCCUCCGCCCUCCACCUGCACCCCGACAUGAAGACCCACCUGGACCGGCCGCUCGUGGUGGAGGCCAGGAACGGCGACAAGCCCAGCAGGCCUCCCGAAGGGGGCGGGCGGGAGGAGGCGGGGGACGACGGCGUCCACGCGCACGCCAGGAAGCAUCACCGCCACCGCGACCGAAACGGGGAGAGCAGCGACGGCAGGGGAGGGCGGCACCAUGCCCAUCACAGCAGGAGCCGAGAUCACAACGCCGACGGCGCCCAGACGGGGGAGGGGAGGCUGGAGAGGAGCCGCAGCCGCGAGGGCGCGCCGGGGCACAGGCACCACCACCACCACCACCAGGCGGGCUCCCCCGAGGAGGAGGGGGAGGAGGAGGCGACCAAUGGCGUGCACGCGGGAGACGAGAGGGGAAAUCUGCAUCACCAUUCCCACCGUCCGCAGAAAGAGGGGAACGGGAUGAUGGCGAACGGCGCACAGGGAGAGCGCAAGGGGAGGGGAGGGGGAGGGGGAGGAGGAGGAGGGGGGGGGGAUAGUAACGGGGAGAGGAAGGGACGCUGCUCUCGCAUGGUCCGAGCUCAGUCCACCCUGGAUGGAGACGACUGUAGGAGGAACAGAAAUGGAGCCAGGGGCCACAGGGACAGGCAGCCAGACGCCGAGGACAACGGCCUCGCCUCCAGUCCUCUGCAGCUGAUGCGCAGCAGCCCGAGCCUCGGGGAGAAGCAGGAGGACGCCGACAACCAGAAGAACUCCACCAGGGCGAGCCAGGCGGGCCUCAACAGCAACGCCAUCCACAUCCCCGUCACCAUCACCGCCCCGCCCGGGGACACCACCAUCAUACCCAUGAACAGCAUCGACUGUGACAACUUCCAAAUCAGCGACGAGAAGAAGGAUCUGGAGGAGGAGGAGGAGGCGGCUAAUGGGCCGCGGCAGAUCCUGCCCUACAGCUCCAUGUUCGUCUUCGGACAAACCAAUCCGGUGCGGCGGCUGUGUCACUACGUGGUCAACCUGCGCUACUUUGAAAUGUGCAUCCUGAUGGUCAUCACCAUGAGCAGCAUCGCUCUGGCGGCCGAGGACCCCGUGCAGGCCAACGCGCCGCGCAACAACGUUUUGAAGUAUCUGGAUUAUGUCUUCACUGGAGUCUUCACAUUUGAGAUGGUGAUCAAGAUGAUUGACUUGGGGCUGCUGCUGCACCCCGGCUCUUAUUUCCGCGACCUGUGGAACAUCCUGGACUUCAUCGUGGUCAGUGGAGCCCUGGUGGCCUUUGCCUGCUCGAGCCUGAUGGGAUCUCAACAAAGCGUGGCCAGAGGGACCAAAGGGAAGGACAUCAACACCAUCAAGUCCCUCCGGGUGCUGCGGGUCCUGAGGCCACUCAAGACCAUCAAACGUCUGCCCAAGCUGAAGGCCGUGUUCGACUGCGUCGUGAACUCCCUGAAGAACGUCCUCAACAUCCUCAUCGUCUACAUGCUCUUCAUGUUCAUCUUCGCCGUCAUCGCCGUGCAGCUCUUCAAGGGCAAAUUCUUCUACUGCACCGACGAGUCCAAGGGGCUGGAGAAGGACUGCAGGGGUCAGUUUCUGUCCUACGACAGAGACGACGUGGCAGCUCAGCCCCGGGAGUGGAAGAAGUACGAGUUCCACUACGACAACGUGCUCUGGGCCUUCCUGACGCUCUUCACCGUGUCCACCGGGGAGGGCUGGCCACUGGUCCUGAAACACUCUGUGGACGCCACGUACGAGGACCAGGGCCCGAGCCCCGGCUUCCGCAUGGAGACGUCCAUCUUCUACGUGGUCUACUUCGUGGUGUUCCCCUUCUUCUUCGUCAACAUCUUCGUGGCUUUGAUCAUCAUCACCUUCCAGGAGCAGGGCGACAAGGCCAUGUCCGAGUGCAGCCUGGAGAAGAACGAGAGAGCCUGCAUCGACUUUGCCAUCAACGCCAAGCCGCUGACGAGGUACAUGCCGCAGAACAAGCAGUCGUUCCAGUACAAGAUGUGGAAGUUCGUGGUGUCGCCGCCGUUCGAGUACGCCAUCAUGUCGCUGAUCGCCCUCAACACCGUCGUGCUGAUGAUGAAGUUCUACGGAGCCCCAGACCUGUACGAGUCCAUGCUGAAAUACCUGAACAUCCUCUUCACGGCCCUCUUCACCCUGGAGUGCGUCCUCAAGGUCAUCGCCUUCGGCCCUCUGAACUACCUGAAGGCAGCGUGGAACGUGUUCGACUUUGUGACGGUGCUCGGGAGCAUCACGGACAUCCUGGUCACGGAGAUCAAGACGGACAAGAUGAUCAACCUGAGCUUUCUGCGACUCUUCCGAGCGGCUCGCCUCAUCAAGCUGCUGCGGCAGGGCUACACCAUCCGCAUCCUGCUGUGGACCUUCGUUCAGUCCUUCAAGGCUCUGCCGUACGUCUGCCUGCUCAUCGCCAUGCUCUUCUUCAUCUACGCCAUCAUUGGAAUGCAGGUGUUUGGAAACAUCGAGCUGAACGAGGACACGGCGAUCAACCACCACAACAACUUCCAGACCUUCUUCCAGGCCUUGACGCUUCUCUUCAGGAGCGCGACGGGCGAGGCGUGGCACGAGAUCAUGCUGGCGUGCCUCAGCAACCGGCCGUGCGAUCGUCUCUCGGGAACCGCGGGGAAGGAGUGUGGAAGUGACUUCGCCUACUUCUACUUUGUCUCCUUCAUCUUCCUCUGCUCCUUCCUGAUGUUGAACCUCUUCGUCGCCGUCAUCAUGGACAACUUCGAGUACCUGACGCGGGACGCCUCCAUUCUGGGGCCUCAUCACCUGGAUGAGUUCAUCCGCGUGUGGGCGGAGUACGACCCCGCCGCCUGCGGGAGGAUUUGCUAUCAGGACAUGUACAAAUUGUUACGCUUUAUCUCCCCUCCUCUGGGUCUGGGGAAGAAGUGUCCUAACAGGGUGGCUUAUAAGCGGCUGGUGAGGAUGAACAUGCCCAUCGCGGACGACAACACGGUCCAGUUCACCUCCACGCUCAUGGCCCUGAUCCGCACGGCCCUGGAGAUCAAACUGGCGUCCGGGGUCCUGGCGCAGCGUUUGUGCGACGCCGACCUGAAGCGGGAGAUCAGCAGAGUCUGGCCCAACCUGUCGCAGAAGACCGUCGACCUGCUGGUGACGCCGCACAAGUACAACGAGCUGACUGUGGGGAAAGUCUACGCAGCUUUCAUGAUCUUCGACUUCUACAAGCAAAAUCGUGCCAAGAGACUCCAGCAGCAGAACCCGGCCGGAGGACACCAGAGUAAACUGGGGACGCUGUUCCGUCCCGUGCUGCCGCUCACGCACCUGCAGCACGUGGAGCCGCCGGCCUGCAGCCCCAAGCAGCCCCUCCCACCCCAGCCGCAGGCGGACGCCAAGCCAGAGGCCCCGCCCACCAGCGCCACCAUCACCACAGCCGCCGCCCCGAUAAACAGGGACACGAUAGUAAACCAGAGAAGUGCCAUCAAACACUCCCAGUCCGGAGACGUCUCCCAGGCAACGCAGAGGCCCACGGGUCGGAGGAAGCUCCAGAGGGGCCAGUCGGAGGACGUGACGUACUCCACCAGACCUCAGGAGUUGGUUGAACUGAAACAGGUGGAGAACAUUUCCGACUCGGAGGAAUAUCCCAGUCUGGAGGGCCACUCCCGGGCCGCCUCCCUCCCCCGGCUCAAUGCUGAGUACUACCGGAUCCACCCUCGCCACGCCCCUGGGACCCACCUGGCACCGAUCGUCGACCUCAGUCCUAUAAGACGCUCGGCGUCCUCGCUGACGCCGCACCACCACCACCGCCAGGAGGCGGCCGGGCUGAGGGAGUACGACCUGGAGCGGCCCGGCCCGGCCCAGGACAGAGCCCACCACCACCACCACCACCACCGCUGCCACCGACGCAGGGACAAGGACAAGGACAAGAAGCAGAAGUCGCUGGACAGAGCUGGAUCAGUGCAGCCGUCCAGCACCGUCGAUUCGUUCACCGACCCGUCAGCCGAAGGUUUGUCCCGGGAGCGAGCGAGGGAGCGCGACCGCAGCCGGCCUCACGAGCGGAGGCACCACUCCUCGGCCGGGGAGAAGCAGCGCUACUACUCGUGCGAGCGCUACGGCAGCAGGGAGCAGUGUCACGCCAGGUCGGCCGGGCCCAGCAGGUCCACGUCGCCCGGCGACGGGCCGGACGCCGUUCUGCUCAAACACCAUGGUAGCAGUGUGGUCAAGGCCGGCGCCGUGCCGCUCCCCUCUGGCACGAGCACGCCGGGCCGCGGCCGCAGGCAGCUGCCGCAGACGCCCCUCACCCCUCGCCCCGCCGUGGCCUACAAGACCGCCAACUCCUCAGCUGUCCCGCCCGGCGCCGGCAGCAGCACCGCGACGGGACACCAGACUCGCUUCAGCCGUGGCCUUUCGGAGCACGACCGCUUAUUCGGGGACCACGGCGAGUCCCCGACGCCGGUCGCCCGCAUCAGCUCGGACCCUAAUUUGAACCGGCAGCAGCGGGACGCUUCUCAACGGGCCCUCCUCGAGGAGACGGAGGACUUCCAGGACGCUGUGAGCAGCCACGGAGGAGGAGGAGGAGGAGGCCGCGCCGCCAGAACCACCGCCUCAACCACUGCCUCUGCUUCACACGCAACUGCGGCGGCGCCCGUCACAGCGCAGGGCCGAGCGGCGGCGGCGGCGGCGGUGCCGAACGGGUACCACUUCACCCUCGGGGUCCACUCUGGGUCUGGGCCCGGGGGCAGGGGAGCAGGAAGUCUCAGGGAGAGGGAGGAGGAGGACUGGUGCUAACAUGGUCCAACGCUUUGGAAGGAUCGCGGCGAACGGGGCGGGGCGUCGGUGUUGUACAGCGUCGGGAGGGUCCAGAAGGGAAGUGCUGUAAGAGGGGAUCGGAAAUCAUUCCAGUAGUGUUACUCUCCUUUUUUUUAUACAACUAACUCAAAAGAAAAAAGACACCGAUGACUUUUUGUAACCCCCCUUGACUUGCACUGAAACUAUAGCACACGUGAAGACCCUGAAGUAUUCUCGCCUUGGCCAGUAAAGUCAGUGUUGGAGCAGAAGACAAAAAGCCCAAAUCCUCCUCAUUCGUAGAAAAGGAUGAAGCGCGUGUGUUUCAGAGCGACGCCUCGCCCCCGGGGUUUCCUGCUGCACGACACUGAUGCUCUUGUUGUUGCGUUUGCCUUUCGUUCAAGUUUUGCCACGUUGGUUGGACGAGAGUUAUAACUUGAUCAUAUUGAUGCUACCGCCAAAUGAUUUCACCUCCCUUUUCCCCCUUUUCGUUUCAGGUUGAUCACGAGAUUCCAACAAAACCAGAAGUGAUUUAUUUGAGGUCGUAAAUUUACCCGGUAAUUAACGUGACACGAAAAAAAACACCAAAUUCAAUCGAGGGGAUCAGUCAGAACAACGAGGAGAGUUUUAACGACCCGUUGUCUUUUCUCUUUGUAAACCGUCCCAGAUGUAGACGCUCGGGGACUAGAUCCACUCUUCUUCUGACACUUCGUGGCGGAAUAUACCAAGUGCCUCGUUUUUCCCCAGGGUGUAUUGAGAUGGACGUACGGGAAAACAAUGAGGAAAAGGAACAAAGCUCCUGUUUUGAAUCUGGUACAAAGGAGAGAAUGCAAAAAAAAUCAUCAACAUUAUUUUUUGCACUAAAUCUCGUGGUCGGUGAAUCCGGGUGGAAGAUGCGGAGUGAGCGAUGUAGUGCAUGCCCCAAGAAAGAUGAAUAUAGUGUCCGUACUUUUGCGUAAAGGAUGUGUGGUAACAGUAUUUGCCUUUUUCUCUUUUCAAAUAUACUGCCAGUCCGUCGGUGGAACUCGUCUCUGAGUGGAGGAAAGUGCCAUUUUAAAAAAAAGAAUAUUUCUCAGAAAAAACACCCGCCUCCAGUGGCACGUCGCGUCGCCGCCAUGCUCGGCCCCCGAGUUCUUCUCACCUCUUCCCGAUGAGAGCAGUGUUGUGUGAGGCUGCGCCGGCGAGGUUACCUGUGUGUGUGUGUGUGUGUGCGUGUGUGUGUGUGUGUGCGUGUGUGCGUGUGUGCGUGUGUGUGUGUGUUCACAGGUAACACAGCGAGUUGUGUGGUUGUUGUUGCCGCUGCUGACUGUUGACUCAAACGUAGGGCUAUGCAACGAGACGACACUUCCCCGGCCCCUGUAGCUUUAACCUCCUCCGAGAACCUCCAGGUUCAGGCUCUGGUGCGGCCGCGACCAAAUUCGAAACGUUUCAACGUGUGACGAGUUGUAAAUUGUAAAUAUGUUAUAUGAUGUACAGUUGACACGGACAGGCACAAAUGGUAUUGAAGCCCACACACACAACACACACACACACACACACAGGGCCUUCUUUUCUUUUCUGAGGUUGGGGAGUUGACUGCAUGACCAACACGACACAUUCCCAGUCGGCAUAACUUGCAGGAUUUAUCUACAAAGAUAGAAAAAAAAAAGAGCGAAGCCAUCCCCCCCCCCCCCCCCCGUCUGUGCCGCUCGACUGGAAGCUCGUCAGUUCUGACACAAAUAUGAAUUUUUUAAACUAAAAAGGCUCGUUCAUUCCAAGAUUUAUGAGUUAGACCAUAUUCGCACAGAUUUUAUUUUGAUUUCGGCCGCAGGUUGCAAAAUGUUUUAUUAAUUUAAUAGAUUGUAGAUUUGUGUGGAAACUUUUUAGAGGAUAACCUCUUACUAUGUCAUUUUAAUUUUCAUAAAAGUACAGAUUAGAUCAAAAAGAACAGACUCUAAUCUCUAGGCAGGUGUAAAAUGAUUUGCAAAUAUGAUUUGACCCUGAGUCUGAUGAUUUCCUGGUGUUAUGAUUCACUUCCUGUGGUCUCACAUCUGUUCUCCCCCGUGUGAUCGAGCGUCUGAGAGGAGAAACACGACUCGGCUCGUCUUCCCGUUGUCUUAAAGCGUUUCUGUACGUUGCCACAUUGGAACAGAGAUUCUUGUUCUACAGAAGAUUUAAAAAGAAAGAUUUUUUUUAUCAAGCCCAAACAGGGAAGUUUCCAGCUCUGACAGUCGUCUGAGUGGCUGCUGCCCCCUACUGGACAUGUCCUGUUUGCAUGUUCUGGAAAAAGAAAAUGUGCAUGUCAAGAAGAAAAAGAAAAAAAAAAAGAGUCACUGUUUGACUUCAUCAAGUCCACGAUUUGUACAAUUUGUUUCCUGGUUGUAUUUCUCGGAGUCUCUAAAAUACACACGUGUCAGUUUCAGGUAAAGGAAAGAAGAAGAAGAAGAAAAAAAAGAAGCUCGAAUAAGAUUUUAUCACAGAACCGCCAAAGUGGAAACGAGGCUCUGGAAAAAGAGUUUCUGGACUUUGGUUCGAAUCCUUCGCUGCCUGAUCUGUGACUUGACCGUCUCUCCCACGGUCAUUUGGACUCUACCUAUAGAUUUUGUAUGAAUAUAAUAAGUCCUUGAAUAAAGAGGUAUGAUUAUGAAAUGA